Molecule: messenger RNA, 3006 nt
Organism: Diversispora eburnea
Lineage: Eukaryota; Fungi; Glomeromycota; Glomeromycetes; Diversisporales; Diversisporaceae
Source: the annotation of a GenBank genome assembly
AAUAAUGAGAAUAAUGAAGAAAUUUCAUCUUCCUCUAAUUCCUCAUCACCUACAAGUAUUGAAUUUCAAUCGAAACUUUCUGAAGGGUCAAGCACAUCAGAUUAUUGGUUUCAUCGAGAUUUGAUUGUUUUUAAAAAUUUCGAUCUAUUACGUUCCAAUGAUAUCUUUGUCGUUCUCGUGAUAAUUUAUGCCAUCGUUCCAAUAUUUAUUACCAAUGCAUCGGAAAAUGUGAUCAAAAUUUUUUUGAUUGCUCAAUGUUUGGCUUGGCGAAUAUUUCAUUCUUAUGGAUUAGGUACAAUCUUGUCUUUGCAAAGUAAAGAAAAAUUCUUGACAAAACAUUAUAUCAAGUUUGGUGGUACAGUAAGGGUGUUGUUAAUAGCUUUACACGUUUGGACCUCGAUUUCCGUAUUUGAAGUUUUAGGUGAUUUCGGGUGGUUCUAUGGUGACUUUUUCCUUGAUGAUUACCCUAUCACAUUAUAUUAUAAUGGAAUUUAUCGAUUCUUAAAUAAUCCGGAGAAAUUAAUUGGGCACGCGGCAUUUUGGGGAAUAAGUUUGAUUGCCAAUAGUUGGUUGAUUUUCGGUUUGGCAUUAGUUGCACAAAUUUCAAAUUUCUUAUUCUUACAAUAUGUUGAGAGUCCUCAUAUGCAAAAACUUUAUGGUGAUAAGAUUCGUAAGGAAGCUGGUUUAACCAAGACUAUUAAACGUGUUACACUUCUUCCUGAUAAUGUACGAACCCAAAUUGUUGAACGAGUCAUUAUGGAAGUUACAGAAACUAUUGAAAAAGUUGUUGAAGAAACCACGGUAGUCGUCGAAGAAUUUGUUGUGGCGGCAAGACCAAGGAUACAAGAAAUGGUUUUGGAAGCCAGAAAUUUACUUCAAAGUCAAAGAGAGAGAUUCAUAAUUAGUCGAGUCCCCAAAGAUAGUGACAAUUAUGAUCUCGAGAAAUAUUCAAUCACAAUAGUUCUACCUUCGGAAGGAGAAUCGGGAGAAUCGGAAGAAUCAGAUCACGAUACAAUUUCAAAACCUAUUAAUUUCGAACUUGGUAUGCCAAUAAAAUUAAUAUGGACGGCACCAAAAAAUCAUUCACGAUUAGAUUGGAUUGGAGUUUACAAGGUUACGGCGAAUUCAUCAAAAAUGAUAACAAGUGAAGUAUGGUUUAAAGGGGACAAAUUACCUUGGGAAUUAGGUACUUAUGAAUUUAGGUAUCAUCAUGAUGAUGGACAUAAGGCGAUGUUCGUUUCUCAACCAUUCGAAAUUACUGUCAACACACCAAAAUUUAUUUCACAACUUCCCAUAAUUGAGAAAACGCUUUUAACAUUAGUACAAAGGGCUCUUGAGUAUGAUGUAGAAUUUAUUCCACGUACUACAAAUGAUGAUUAUAUAUUAAUGAAGGAUUCCCAUCCUUUACGAAUUGUAUACGGAAUAAAGAUGAUUUUUGGUAUAGAUUUUACGUGGGAAAUAUCUGGAGCACAACAUGCAUUAGAACCAUUUUCUUCACAUCAACGUAAGUAUUCUAAAACAUCAUCCGUUAACGGGGAUUCCGAUGGGAUAAAUUAUCCAGCAUCACCAGUUUCAAGUGAUAGUAGAAAUAUGUAUAAAAGAGAUUUAAAUAGCAUAUUAUCACUUAAGGAAGAAUAUAAGAUAGGCGACCGUUUUAAAGCAAGUAGAAGAAGAAAACCUUUCCAUCCAUAUAAUGAACAGUUCAACGAAAGAGUUUCUCUUAUCCAAGCUGAUAUUACAACUUUAAAAGUCGAUGCAAUAGUUAAUGCUGCCAAUGAAACACUUUUGGGUGGAGGUGGAGCUGCGGGAACAAAACUUAAAGAAGAAUGUAUAGACUUAAAUAGGAGGGGUGGAUGCAGGACCGGAGAUGCCAAAAUAACAAGGGGCGGUAGACUUCCAGCUGACUAUGUAAUUCACACUGUUGGACCAAUUGGUGAACGAAAAGAACUUCUUGAAAGUGCAUACAAAAGUUGUUUUGAAAUCUUUUCUAAAAAUCCCAGAGAUCCUGAUAGACAUUUAAAGAGCAUAGUGUUUUCUAAUAUCAGUACAGGGGUUUACGGAUAUCCACGUUAUCCAGCUGGACAUGUAGCUUUGGAAACCACUUGGAAAUGGUUGUCAGAUCAUAAAGAUCUUAAUCAGAGUACUGUGUCUCCCUUGCCUAGGGAAGAAAUUGGAAAAAAUAAACUUAAUGAAAAACAAUCUGAAAUUAUAUCUAAUUCAUUAAAACAAAAGGAAGAACGAGAGGAGGAUACGCAUAAAAUGGGCGAACCAGAAUCUUCAAACUUUCAAGGUCAAGAUGGACGAGAUGAAAUGGAUACGAGUCCGGAUAAUGUGGAGCCAGUGAGCUCAAUUACGGAAAAUUUUAAAAAAGAUAAUAAAGCACGAGAUAUCGAAUCAGAAUCUUCAAAUUUACAAACUCAAGGAGAUGAAAUGGAUACGGAUAAGACAGAAAAUCCUAAAAAUGAUAAGAAAGUUGAAGUACCAGAAUCAGAAUCUUCAAAUUCACAAGCUCAAGAAGAUGAAAUGGAUACAGAUCUAGUAAGCUCAAAUAAUAAUGUUGAAGUACUUGGUACUGAAGAGAAUAGUUCCACCGACAAUCAAGAUAAUUCCUCGGAAUCUCAAGAGGAAAUUAAAAGAAAUGAUUCUUCAGAACAUAAAAAUGAUUCUCCAGAACAUAAAAAUGAUUCUCCAGAACAUAAAAACGAUUCAUCAAAUAUUAAUAUUUCAUCUGUAAUUACUGAAAAGGAAACGAUUACUGAAAAGGAAACGAUUACUGUAAAGGAAAAAAUUACUGUAAAGGAAAUCGAAGUGACUACUACAAAAGAAAGUGAAAUAACUGUUGUAAAAGAAGAAAAUGAGAAAGAAACAAAUGAACUACCCAAUUCUCCUGUUUCAUUAAAAGAUGAAACUGAAUCUAAAAAAAAUGAUGUUAUACCGGAAAUCAGAUCACAAGAAAAUAAUGUUGUACCGGAACCAAUUUCUAAAGAAUUUCACGCGAACCUAUAA